UUCCCGGAGAAGGAGAUGGUUUUAGAGAUUCUAGAAACAGCAUCUCCUGGGUCCCGUUUCCCCUUGGAAAGCGCCCAGGACAAGGACGUGGGCAUUAAUGGUUUGCAAAACUACAGCCUCGGGCCCAAUCCUCAUUUCUCCCUCGCUACUGGAACAGUGAAAGAUGGAGUAAAAUACCUGGAACUUGUCCUACAGCGCCAGCUCGAUCGUGAAGAGCAGGGAGAGCUGAAUUUACUUCUCACCGCCACCGAUGGGGGAUCACCACCCAGGUCGGGCACGGCUCAGGUCCGGAUCGUCGUGGUGGAUGCCAAUGACAACACCCCGGUCUUCGAAAGGGAGACCUACGAGGUGCGGCUGGCUGAGAACAGCCCCGUGGAGCAGCUGGUGGUCAGAGUCUCUGCCACGGAUCCCGAUGAAGGGUCCAACGGGAAAGUGCGCUAUGCCUUCACCCAGACAUCGGAGCGAGCCCGGCAGCUCUUCCAGCUGAACCCGAGCACCGGUGAAAUACGAGUCGCGGGCAAGCUGGAUUUUGAGGAAGAAAAAUUCCACAAGAUGGUUGUGAAAGCCACGGACGGCGCGGGGUUAUCUGCGCAUUGCAAAGUGCAGGUGGAGGUCCUGGAUGUGAAUGACAACGCUCCGGAGAUAGCGCUCACCUCCCUCACCGCCUCCAUUCCCGAGGACGCCCCGCCACGCACCGUGGUGGCUCUGUUCAGUGUGCGGGACCGGGACUCCGGCGACAACGGCAGGACGGAGUGUUCCAUCGACGGGGACUUGCCGUUCAGUCUCACCCCCACUUUUGAUAAUUACUACGAACUGAGAACAAACGCGGCUCUGGACAGGGAGAGGACAGCGGAAUAUAACAUCACCAUCACAGCCACGGACUGGGGCAGAAAGAGGCUGAGCUCUCAGGAAAACAUCUUCGUGCAGAUAUCGGAUGUGAACGACAACCCCCCAGAGUUCACCCAGGAGGUUUACACCUUGUCUGUCACGGAGAACAACAGCCCCAUGCUCCGGAUCGGCAGCGUGAAGGCCACGGACGCCGAUGCAGGAAAAAACGCCCGUGUGAACUACGCACUGGUGCGGCAGGAGGGCAAAGAGCAGCCCGAAAUGUCCGUCAAUUCUGAAACCGGGGAUGUUUAUAUCCUCCGCCCCCUGGACUACGAGAAGGUCCCCUCCUUCGAGGUGACAGUGAGCGCAGCCGAUGGUGGCUCCCCGCCGCUCAGCGCCCAGGCCGUGCUUCGCGUGGUCGUGCGGGACGAGAACGAUAACGCGCCCGUGCUGCUGCACCCGGCCCCCGACAGCAGCGCGGCCGGAGAGCUGGUGCCGCGCUGGGCACCCUCCGGCUACCUGGUGGCCAAGGUGGUGGCGGUGGACGCGGACGCGGGGCAGAACGCGUGGCUGUCGUACGAGCUGGCCAAGGCGACGGAGCCGGGGCUGUUCCGCGUGGGGCUGCACAGCGGCGAGGUGCGCACGGCGCGGGCCGUGUCCGAGCGGGACGCGGCCCGGCAGAGGCUGAUCGUGCUGGUGCGGGACCGCGGGCAGCCGGCGCGCUCUGCCACCGCCACCCUCGCCGUGGCACUGGUGGACGGCUUCUCCGAAGCCCAUUUACGGGUGAGCGAGGAGGCACCGGCCGCCGAGCCCGACGGGCCGCUUACUCUUUACCUCAUCGCCUCCCUGGUCUGCGUGUCGGCGCUGUUCCUCGCCACCGCGGUGGCCGCCGUGGUGGUGAAGGUGCGGCGAGCCUGGCGGAGCGAGACGGACACUUUGCCCACGUUCCCGACGACUGCCACGGAGAGCACCGCGGGCUCCCUGCCCCGCAGCUACGUGUACGAUGUCUGCUUCGCCGCCGGGACCGUCAACAGCGAGUUCCGCUUCCUCAGGCCCCUCUUCCCCUGCUUCCGCCGGGCUGCCCCCCGGCCCGGGCCAGCAGCGGAGCUCGGUGUGCUCGCAGGAUGCGGCCAACCUCGGGGGCGAAGGCGACUGGAUUGCACAGGGCAGCGCUCCCCUCUCUGAAGAUACGGGGCCCAGGGCUGCAGAUGCAGUUUGCCCUGCAAACAGGGAGCUGGAGCUAAAUGUCAGUUCUGAGCAAAACCCUUGGCUUGCCCA
This is a messenger RNA of Poecile atricapillus (Black-capped chickadee), 2106 nucleotides long. RefSeq names its product protocadherin beta-15-like. Gene Ontology annotation, cellular component: plasma membrane. Gene Ontology annotation, biological process: homophilic cell-cell adhesion. The record is from RefSeq and is a predicted model, not a curated record. Gene Ontology annotation, molecular function: calcium ion binding. NCBI's taxonomy places the organism in Eukaryota, Metazoa, Chordata, Aves, Passeriformes, Paridae.